Gongylonema pulchrum is the source of this 396-nucleotide messenger RNA. The record is from the annotation of a GenBank genome assembly. Lineage: Eukaryota; Metazoa; Nematoda; Chromadorea; Rhabditida; Gongylonematidae.
AUGGCUGUCAAAUUGUUUGAUGUUACUGGAAUGGAAUUACUGCGUCGAUUUUUUGCGCUUGCUUCUGGUAUCGGAGCUUACAUCUCAUUUUACUUGCAAAAAGAAACUUACUCUCUGAAGUCGGCAUCUGACCUAUCAGUUACAGUGGAGUGCCUGGCACAGCGAUCAUAUCCGAUCAGAAAACCUGAAAUUUUUGAUUCAUUUGGAAUUGGAUGCAAGCCGCAGGGGAUUCUACUUUGUGGGCCACCCGGGUGCGGUAAAACGUUGCUGGCUAAAGCUGUGGCGAACGAAAGUGGCAUGAAUUUCAUAAGCAUCAAGGGUCCCGAAUUGUUGAGUAUGGUAUGCGUGUUUACUGAUUUCUUAGGAUGUUCGAACAACUGCUCUGUUCAUUAUUGA